This is a messenger RNA of Sclerotinia sclerotiorum 1980 UF-70, 1248 nucleotides long. RefSeq lists its product as hypothetical. Gene Ontology annotation, biological process: regulation of DNA-templated transcription. The record is from RefSeq and is a predicted model, not a curated record. The coding region runs from base 1 to 1248 and encodes 415 amino acids. Gene Ontology annotation, molecular function: DNA-binding transcription factor activity, RNA polymerase II-specific; zinc ion binding. Lineage: Eukaryota; Fungi; Ascomycota; Leotiomycetes; Helotiales; Sclerotiniaceae. The transcript has a single exon.
AUGUCAGGCACAUCGCGCCACAAGUCGUGCCUCGAAUGCAUACAGACUAAACGAAAGUGCGACCGAACAUGGCCGAGAUGCCAGCGUUGCGUCGCGAGAGGCUCUGAAUGCCAAUAUAUCGGUCGAAAUCGACAUCAACCACAGCGAAGCCCUGAUACCAACGUGGAUCAAUCUGUUCCUAUCUCGGAGCGUUUGGGCGGACAGCCAUCUAGUAACUGGGAGUUGGAGCAAUAUCACGCAGAUCCAACGUCGUUGCUCACACCAUGCUGGGAUGGUGCUCUGUUCGAAUUCCCUAACCAUUUCAACCUUGCGAGUCAUGAUAACUUCAUCUUCAAUAGCAUACAAGACGAAGUUGAUCAACAGGCGUCGAGCAGUGCUGAUCCAGGUAUCGUACGAGCCAUCACUCCGGAUUCAAAACUCCAGGCUCGUGUGGAGUUCGUAGCAAAGCGACUAGCAACAAUCCCAAGGACAUUCGCACAGUACGGCCACACAAUGUUCAUCCACCGGAUACAGUUCCAGCAGAGUUAUUCCCCAGCUCUGCAGGAUGCAAUGAGCGCGUGCGCCUUGUAUUGCAUGAAGAGCGUGGCAAAUCAAGCAUUAGUAGUCGGAAAUUUGGAACAUAAAUGUCAGCAGCUAAUUGCAAGCACGGAUGCGCUGCUCGCCUCCAAAACGGAUCUUCUUGCGGCUCUACAAGCGCUCCUGCUUUACCAGAUGAUGAGACUCUUCGACGGCGACAUUCGUCUCAGAGCCCAUGCGGAAGCCGAUGAACCGAUUGCGAUCCUAUGGGCGAGCCAACUCAGCGCUCUGACGUACAAUGCAGCAGACACUACAUUGGCUGCGCCAGAUUCGACAGACACGAGUGUUGUGACAAUAGGCCGCAAGUCGGACUGGCAGUCCUGGCUCCUUGACGAAAGCAUCCGACGUACCGUUAUAACCACAUUCAUGCUGAAGGGUGUAUACAGUUUUUUGAAACUUGGCUACGACAGCCCCACGGAUCUGCAUAUAUGCUUCACUGCACAAGCAGCGCUUUGGAACGCGCAGUCCGCAAUCGGUUGGCGUAGGGCUCAAGAAGAGACGGAGCGACUCGAGAUAUGGGUUACGCGUUGGGACGAGGCGAUUGCAAAGGCGAAACCAAUGGAUCUGGAGGAGCUUGGUGUAUUAAUUAUGACGAUGUUAUGGGGACCUGAGGCGACGCGGACAUGGUUGGGAGAAGAUGUUACUCUGAAAUAUGGGUUGGAGAUGGCUUAG